CCGGCCUGAGACUCGAACCCUUAGGAUUACGAGUCAGACUCUCUAACCAUUAGGCCACAACUUGCCCCAGCAAAUUGCUUAUCGAAACCCAAGUUUAAUAUUUCUCUGCAUACAUCAAAGAGAAAGUGGAGUGAAGUGUCGAGCGUUGUGUAACGUGUAGUGUUGUGUAUGGAGGCCGUUGUUCUGCUGUAUACUGACUUUAAUGGAACUCGAGCGCAGUGUGAAUAAAGAUGGUUGUAAUUGUUGGAAUGUUACUGAGCAGGUUUCAUAGCUUUCCACUGAGUCAUGGUUCCUGUACUGCGCUUUAUCACAGCUGAUUCAGUGUCACUGCAGUUGUCCACAAUUACCUGUACGUUCUCACAUCGACACGCCACACCAGUGUGGACUCUGAUCUCUACGACAGCAUGCGUGCUGAUUGGUCAGAAGGUGGUGAUUCACUUCCAUGUAGCAACGACUCCGACAGUAGAGCAGCUCCACCUUCUGACCAAUCAGAACGCACGUUAUCGUAAGGCUCAGAGUCCAUUUUUUUAUAAUAUAUAAUAUUGAAUUUUUUUUUUCUUCUCCAAACAUCCGAAUCAAUCCCACACGUUACACACCUCCGGUGCGUCCUGAUUACAGGAAGUGGAGUAAUGCAUGAAAGCUUUUGACAGAUGCGACGUCCGUGCUCCUUCACACACUCCACUUAAUAAUUCUUUUCCCCAUUUUUACGCUUCAUUUCCUCUGGAGUGUCGAUUCUUCACUUUGAUUCAUGCUGAGGAAAGGUGAGAGCUCCAGAGAAUGCAUUUGUGUGAAGAUGGGUCAGGGCCUGUGGAGGGUGGCGAGGAACCAGCAGCUGCAGCAGGAGUACAGUGAGCAGUGUUACCUCCAGCGCAGUGAGCGUCGUCGCAGGAUGGAGCCGCUGCUGAGCGAGACACCGCUGCAGACGCGCCGCGCACUGCAGUGUCACGCCGACCUCGGACACCUGCUGCGCGCACGCAAGGGCAAAGAGGAGCAGGGCUUCAUCGACCUGGAAAUGCUGCCCCCAGAGCUCAGCAUCACCAUCCUGUCCUACCUGAACGCCACCGACCUGUGCCUGGCCUCCUGUGUGUGGCAAGAGCUGGGCAAUGACGAGUACCUGUGGCAGGGUCUGUGCAAGUCCACUUGGGGUCACUGUUCCAUCUACAACCGUCUCCUUCCCCCCGGUUUCUCCUACAGAAAACUCUACAUGCAGCUCGAUGAAGGAAGUCUGACGUUCAACGCUAACCCCGAGGAGGGUAUCACUUACCUCAUGUCCAAAAGUAUUCUCCUGGAUCACCCGAAGGAAAUCGCCAAGUUCAUAUUCUACACCAGAACACUGAACUGGAAGAUGCUGCGUGUUUAUCUUGAUGAACGCCGCGACGUGCUGGACGAGCUGGUCACACUACACAACUUCAGUAACCAGUUCCUCCCCAACGCACUGAGGGAUUUCUUCAGACACAUUCACGCCCCCGAGGAGCGCGGCGAGUACCUGGAGACGCUAAUCACUAAGUUCUCACACCGUUUCUGUGCCUGUAACCCCACGCUGGUGAGGGACGUCGGCCUCACGCCCGAUGCCGUGUACGUGCUGUGCUACUCGCUCAUCCUGCUCUCCAUCGAUCUGAGCAGCCCACACGUCAAGAACAAGAUGUCCAAGCGCGAGUUCAUCCGCAACACACGCCGCGCCGCACAGAACAUCAGCGAGGACUUUGUGGGACACCUGUACGACAACAUCUAUCUGAUCGGACACGUGGCUGCCUAACAGAUCACACACACACACACACACACACACACACACACACACACACACACACACACACACUGGCCAAUAAAACACUGAGCUAUAGCACUGAUGCGCGUUCUGCUAAUACGCAGGGGGUUGAGGAUGGAGAGGAGUCCUAAUCCUGAGGUAUAGAGGCAUGUAGGGAAUGCUAGACAUCACACACACACACACACACACACACACACACACACACAAAUAUGGGUUACCUUAAGCAACCCAAGGCAGAAAAGGGUAGCAACACACACACACACACACACACGCGGCGUAAAACCGCAGAGCCUUUUACUUUUGUAGCCACACGAAGCUAAAUGCAGCCGUGUCAUUAUAAGUCGAUGAACGUCCGUUUUUGAUCUGCGAUCUUUUAAACCUCGCCCGAGUCUGUUCUCUCAUGAUCAUUCCAUCUCGUCUGUUUAUGAAGUUACAGUCUGUGAGUGAGUGAGAUGAUUUUUUUUCCACUCACAGGAAAUGGAUGCAGAGAACAGAUCAACACUUUCUUUUUUUUUCUUUUCCCCCCUUCAAUCCGUAUCGGACCAAAGAGCCUUCGAUGCUUAUAUAAUUUUUUUUUUAUAUAAACAACGAUGAAGAUUCCCAACACCGAUCACAGUGUAAACGGCUCGAAGCUGUUGUACUUGAGACGUGUGUGUUAUAAUCUUAAAGGUCCGAGGCCGUGACCUGGUGUUAGCAGGUUCUGUUUUGCUGCCUCACGGCUCCAGGUUCCAUCUUCGUCACUGCUCUGGAUGUCUUUUUGUCUGCUCUGCGCACUUGGGUGCCGGUGUGUCAUCCCGGCCGCAUUCCCAGAUUCGCCACGGCCCUGAAGAUCCAAAGAACGAACUAACGAACUCGAAUCCAGUACGAAGGAACAGUUCAUUUAAUUUCUCGGUCCAUCCGAGUUGACUUAGUGUGACCCGUGUGUAUGUGUGUAUGUGUAUGUGUGAUGUGAACACCUCGGCUCGCCCGGCCGGCUUCCCCCGACCCCUCCUUCCUGCUGCCUAUAUAAACUGUUGCUGCUGCUUCUGCUGCGUAACACAAGCGAGUAUCUCACACUGUUACUGUUCGUUUGAUCAAGAGCACUUUAACUUUAACCUAACACAUGUAGUAGGAUUCGUGUGUAAUAUCGAAUCCCUCCUUAAACCAGGCUCCUCUCUAAUCUGAAGGAGCUCCACACUAGUGCCAAUAGCAACGCUGAAGCGUGUACACUGACGUGACAUCGUCCGCAUCACGUAGGAGAAACCGAUAUGAAUAAUACGACUUGUUUUAUUUGCACAUCAUGUACAUAUUUAAGUAUAGAGGUUUAUACAGAAAUCAGAUUUUAUUUUUCAAAGAUUUUAGCUAAUUUUUUUGGAUGGUUUUUCUUUCCCUUAUUUAAUAAGGUGACUACUCUUUUUGCACUUAUGAAAAUGUUUGCCAUCCCUCUUCGUCUGUGUGUCUUUCUCUCUCUCUCUCUCUCUCUCUCUCUCUCUCUCUCUCUCUCUCUCUCUCUCACACACACACACACAC
Tachysurus fulvidraco (yellow catfish) is the source of this 3274-nucleotide messenger RNA. It is a transcript of the gene fbxo8, whose product is annotated as F-box protein 8. NCBI's taxonomy places the organism in Eukaryota, Metazoa, Chordata, Actinopteri, Siluriformes, Bagridae. The record is from RefSeq and is a predicted model, not a curated record. Gene Ontology annotation, molecular function: guanyl-nucleotide exchange factor activity; protein binding. The transcript is spliced from 6 exons. Gene Ontology annotation, biological process: regulation of ARF protein signal transduction. The coding region runs from base 749 to 1756 and encodes 335 amino acids.